This is a messenger RNA of Nematolebias whitei (Rio pearlfish), 2079 nucleotides long. RefSeq names its product vesicle-associated membrane protein-associated protein B/C. The coding region runs from base 245 to 982 and encodes 245 amino acids. Gene Ontology annotation, cellular component: plasma membrane; endoplasmic reticulum membrane. Gene Ontology annotation, molecular function: FFAT motif binding. Gene Ontology annotation, biological process: endoplasmic reticulum membrane organization. The transcript has 6 exons. NCBI's taxonomy places the organism in Eukaryota, Metazoa, Chordata, Actinopteri, Cyprinodontiformes, Rivulidae. The record is from RefSeq and is a predicted model, not a curated record.
CUUUUCCGCCUGCUAGCAGAGUUAGCAGUGAGGGCUAACCCCUGAGCAGCCAGCUGUCGGAUUCACUCAGUCUGUCCCUUCGAGUGUUGUCGGAUGUGCUAGCUAACCUGCUUUCUUUCCGUUGAAAAACACAGAACACCUGGGUUGCUUUUGUUUCCUUCAGGACCAAGCUGCUCGACCCUGCGAGCCACCAGCGGUAUUUUAGUUGUCGCCGCCGUCACGACAGAUAGAGAAGCUGUGGGACAUGGCCAGACCAGAACAAGUCCUGGUGCUGGAGCCGCAACACGAACUGAAAUUCCGAGGCCCUUUUACAGAUGUUGUCACUGCCACUCUGAAGCUCACCAACCCCACAGACAGAAAUGUGUGUUUCAAAGUCAAGACGACCGCACCUCGCAGAUACUGUGUGCGCCCCAACAGUGGCAUCAUUGAUUCGGGAACCUCCAUAAACGUCUCUGUUAUGCUGCAGCCUUUUGACUACGACCCCAAUGAGAAGAGUAAACAUAAAUUUAUGGUGCAGUCCAUGCUGGCUCCCAGAGACAUGACUGAUAUGGAAGGAGUUUGGAAGGAGGCAAAGCCCGAAGAGUUGAUGGAUUCAAAGCUGAGAUGUACAUUUGAAAUGCCUCUAGAAAAUGACAAAACUCAUGAGAGCGAAAGCAUCAAACCCGUGUUUUCCUCUACCUCUGUUAAGACCGAGCACUCGGCGCUGCCCAAGUCAGCCAGCGCCUCGCUGGAUGACGGGGAGGUGAAGAAGAUCAUGGAGGAGUGCAAGCAGCUGCAGAUGGAGGUGCAGAGGUUACGGGAAGAAAACAAACAAAUCAGGGAGGACGACGGUCUGCGGAAGAGAAAGGUGACACCAGUGUCUUCUCAUCACUCUAACACCAUGGUGACCAUGACGAAGGAUGAAGGCCUGAGCACUCGCGUCCUGGCAUUAUGCUUGCUCUUCUUUGUGAUUGGAGCCAUCGUUGGCAAGCUGGUCCUGUAGAGACAAACAAAGCAGUGACGGACGGACGGACGCGGUGCUCCGAAGGGCACGUACCAAUGACGUCAACGGGGAUGUCUCCUGGGUCUAUGUUAAUCUGUUUCCUUGUUUUCUUUAAUAUUUAAGGCAAUACAUUAUGGUGGCAUGUUUGGAUGAGAAAUCACUGAAGGUGUAAAAAGAAAACAAAGGAAAGCAGUCCCAAGUUAAAGCACGAGGGUGAGCUUUUUCUGUCACAUGCCUGGUUUUUUUCCCCGUUUCUUUUUUUGUUGAAUAAUCAUGACUUUUGAUCUCUGUUUUCCGUCCUCUCCUUCCUAAAUGGUCUUCCCCAGCUUGCACAGGUAACGGUUAUCAGUGUGGAAGUGGCAUCACACUGGCUGAAUGUUUAGUCUUUCAUUGAUUCCUAAGUUUUAAAGAUCCUCACUCACGUGUGUCUAAUUUCAUGUUUCUUCCACUCACUGAUAAUGUACCAAGAGGUGAACGAAACUGAUCAGUGAAAGACCUUUUUGAUUUUAUUUUUUUAAGCAAACUUAAUGUAUCGUCUUCUAAACAGUUUGUGGUCAAAUUAUAUAAAUAUAUACAUAUGUAUACUGUAUAAAUGAGCCAGUAGAAGCUGCUGGUGUGUGUCUUGUUGAUUAUGCUUUCUGCAGGAGUGCCGAUGUGGCUGAGUGUAGGUUUUUAUGUGAGAAGGUUGGAUAAGGUGAAAUUUAAAACAAGGGAAGAGAGUUAGCAUUAAACAAACGUGUCAUUUGAACAGUUUUCCUGUAUCCAGAAAAAUGGAGAGAAAAAAUGGGGUUGCUUGUUGAAACUCGCGAGCAAGACUUAAUGAUCUCAUUUGCUGUCCAGUCCCAAAAAAUCUGUGUAAACGUGCUUAAAAUCAAUUUUUGGGCCACUAAUAAAAUUGUGAAUUAAUAAACAAAAGAUUAUUGUAGUAAAUUCAUGCUGCACGCUGAUCUAAAAGCUGAUGUUCAAUGAUCACGGAUGAAAUUUCAAAUCCACGGCCGGUCAUGCAGACCAGUUUAUACAGUUUUAAUAAACAUGGUGUGUAAUAAAAAGUCUUGGCUACCUUGUCUAUUUUUGCCCAAAUUAAUUUAGUCUACUAG